Lolium perenne is the source of this 992-nucleotide messenger RNA. RefSeq names its product putative invertase inhibitor. Lineage: Eukaryota; Viridiplantae; Streptophyta; Magnoliopsida; Poales; Poaceae. The record is from RefSeq and is a predicted model, not a curated record. Gene Ontology annotation, molecular function: enzyme inhibitor activity.
AAAAAAAGACAAAAUUAGCAAUGACGAACGACCUCCAUCUGGAAUUCUGAAUGAUUCAACGACAGAAUUAACCUGUCUUGGCAUGCGCGCCACCUGGUCGUCCUCCAUUGACGAAUCCUCACCUCACGAGCUCAUACAUAAAUACCAUGGCGCGAGCGCACGCUCCCGCAGCACGACCGGGGAAGCAUGGCCACGCAUCAGGAACUCAACCGCACCUUCAUGGCGGCGGCGGCGGCGCUCGUCCUCCUCCUGGCGACGACGGCGCGGGCGGGGAUCGAGGAGGCGUGCCGGGGCGCGGUGAGCCGGGACUCGGCCGUGGACUACGCCCACUGCGUCUCGUCCCUGUCGUCGGACCCGCAGAGCCGGCGGGACGCGGCGGACAUGCACGCGCUGGCGGCGGCGGCGACGCGGAUGGCGAUCGAGCACGCGGCGGCGACGGAGGCGAGGUUCGACGGGCUGGGCGAGGCGGAGGAGUCCCCGCGCGCGCGGGCCAGGCUGGGGCACUGCCUGGAGGUGUACGGCGCCGCCACCGACGUGCUGCGGGACGCGCUGGACAACAUCCGGGCGCGCGUGUACGGGCGGGCCGUGGAGCAGAUCGCGGCGGCGCUGGGGGCGGCGGAGCGGUGCGAGGACGCGUGGAAGGGGGAGGAGGAGCAGCGGAAUGUCCCCGCCGUCGCCACCGAGCACGACCGGGAGUACGGCCGCUUGGCCACCGUCGCGCUCGGGCUCACCGCCGGCAUCGCCUGACCCGCCGGUCUGGUCGGCUCCUGGAGCGCGCGGACAUCCUAUCUAGCACUAACUAUUUUGUUAAUUAUUACUGGAAUAACCAAGAAUUCGAAUAAGAUAGUACUGCAGUAAAAUAUUACGACCAAUGUUCUUCCCAUCCAUAUCAUUUGCCACAAAAAUAGAUGUAUCUACACUUAAAAUGUAUCUAGAUAUAUCUAUAGUCACGUGCUAUGAGAAAAGGCGUCGAGCGCGUUUGGUAAGCUGAG